Penaeus chinensis is the source of this 4270-nucleotide messenger RNA. RefSeq names its product piggyBac transposable element-derived protein 4-like. The transcript has 5 exons. The record is from RefSeq and is a predicted model, not a curated record. Lineage: Eukaryota; Metazoa; Arthropoda; Malacostraca; Decapoda; Penaeidae. The coding region runs from base 1 to 2109 and encodes 702 amino acids.
AUGGAUUCGGUGGUCGAAUCCAGAUUCGAAUCCCGGUUCGAUCCUGAGCCUGGUUGUUGGGUUGUGUGGGUACUGGGUUCCUCACUCUACUCGACCAUAACCGUAAGUGUGCACGCUCCCUCAGGAUUGCGUCACCGGUACGUAACAUUAGUCGGAAGCUCCGUACAGUCUUUUCCACGACAGAGUAAAUGUCUCUCCGGAUCAGGAAUAAGCAACCACAAAGCACCUGUAUCAAAGAGCACAAUGUCAGAUAAAAAGCAUUCAGAGACCAUAGAUGGACUCAUUAUUAAGGAGGAGAGUGAUACAGUUUUUGUAGCUGACAAUGACACGAUGGAGAAAGUGAAGGAAGAACGAGAGGAUGAAAUGAUUGUGUGGAAGAUAGAGGAUGAUGUGACUUUUAAAGAAGAAAGCUUAGAUACGAAUGUCGAAGAUGAUUCUUACCCAUAUGAAGAUUGUGAAGAUCCAUUAUUAACACUGAAAUGUAAGAGCUGUGAGGUAGUGUGUGCUACAAGAAGGGAUUUGGAGACUCACACAAAAAACAAGCAUGGUUCAGGAAAGCACCCGAGGGGCCAGAAACGUGAUAGAUUACAUGAUCAUGGAAGGUCCUCUUGUGAUGAGAUAGCCUCUAGUCACUCCAGCUGCUACUCUGAUUCUGAUUCUGAUGCUGAUGACAACCUUGUAGUUCCAUCCACCUCAGCUGUGCCUACUGCCCUGUCCCAUAGUUUCAAUGACUUCAACCUCUCUUCUGAUGAGUGUGACAAAAUUGAGUAUAUACCAAAGAGGAGGGGACGUCUUAUAAGCAGUAGCAGUGAUGAUGGCUCUGACUCUGAGUUGGAGGCAAGUUUUCAGGAAAAGCAUGCCUCUGAACAGCCUGUGUUUGUGUGGCAAAGGAAGCUGAAUGUCCCGAAGCAGUUCGGGUUCUGUGCCCGUCCUGUGGUCAAUGUCAGUGACCUGCACCAAGGAUCCACACCCUUUGAAAUAUAUUCGCACUUCAUCACACCCAAGCUCAUGGACUGUCUUGUCCAAGAGACUAACCGGUACUACCACCAACAACCAGCACCCCCUUCUUCACACAAGAGGAAUUGGCAUAACACUUCACGGGAAGAGCUACAUGCCUAUUUUGGGCUCUGGCUGUUGAUGGAUUUGCAUCCAAGGUCAGACAUUGAAAUGUACUGGCAGGACCCAAUCUUCUACCAGCCUAUGUUCCCGAAGACUAUGUCAUUAGAUCGUUUCAUUCAGCUGACGCAGAAUCUCCAUGUGGUGGAUAACAGUGCAACACAUCCUGGUGACGACUGCUUAUGGAAGUUUCGUCCAUUGCUUAGUAUGCUUAAUCAGCAGUUCUCAUCAGUGUAUACUUCUCCCCAGAAGAUAACAGUUGAUGACAGUCCAAGGGAGUUGAUGGGCCAGUUUGGUUUGAAGAUGUACAAGCUGUGUGUCAGUGAUGGCAUGACUGCAGGUUACACUAUUGCAUUGAGUAUCUAUUCAGAUCACAACAAGAGAAAACUCCCUACAUCUAUGAGAGCCAUUGUUGAGCUAAUGGCUGCCGCAGAUCUCUUUGGGAAAGGGUAUGAGCUUCAUACCAACAGCAGGUAUACCUCACCCAGUCUCUUCCAAUACUUACAGAGUCAGCAUACAAAUGCGAUUGGCACUGUCUACACCAUCCGUAGGUAUAUGCCUAUUGAUCUGAAGACAACAGCCUAUGGUGAUGUGGACUUACGUAGCACCCCAACAGGCAUUUUGUGCCUGCAAUGGCAUAAUAAGGAGGAGCCUAUCACCAUGCUGUCCACAGUCCAUUCUGGAAUGGUCACUAAUACACCCCAGAGUAAGAAAAAGCAUAUGAAGCCCAAGGUAGUCUCUGACUACAUUGCUGGGACAAAGGGAGUAGAUAUGACCAACCAGUUUCUUUUGUCCUACCAGACUGUCCGAAAAUCCAUCAAAUGGUAUAAGAAGGUGAUAUUGUAUCUUCUUGACAUUGCUGUAGUCAACUCCUUCUGCGUGCAUCAGGCCCUGGGAGGGAUGUUAAGCCAGUUUGAUUUCCAAGUACAGCUCAUUCGUGAUCUUCUCCAAGAGUCCACUGCCAUAAGAAGGGGUAUCGUACGAAAGAAAUAAUCAUCCAACCACAGUCCCAUUGGAGCGUUGUCUUCAAGGAACAACAUCACAUCAUCAGCAAGUGGUUCCUGGUAGGAAAUGUCUUCGCUGUAAGAUGUGCAGGCAAAAUGGGAAGAGGAAGGUGACCAGGACCAUGUGCAGAGCCUGCAAAAUACCCCUUUGCAAGUAUGGCUGCUUUGAGCAGUGGCACUCGCUGAUAUAAGCAGAAGUUGCCCCCUUCUUCAUCGUCAUUGUUAUCAGUGAUUUUGGUGGUGGAAAUUUCUUGGCUUAUGCUUUUGCAUCUUUCAAAGGGAAAACAUAGAAUUUUAAAAAGAUAUAUUUUUUCCUCCCAUAAUUCUAUAAUUCAUAACAGAAUGGAAAGAGUGUAGUGUUUUGAGUAUACUGAGGGAUCCUUUUGAUGAAUGUCAGAACAUUAUACUGUGUCAAUGCAGGUGUAGAAAAAUUACUCUACACAUAAUAUGUAUAUUGUAAGGUGAGAGAGAACAAGUGGAGAAUUCCUUUAGUUUUGGGGUCCAUAUCAAAUGACAAAGCACUACUAGGUUGAUAAAGUAGAAGGGAAAUCCAUUAAACACAAAACAGUUUUAUUGAAAGGUGAUACCUAUUACAUGUUUGGGGAUUAUCCCCCAUGGAACCCUUUGUGUGUUCCAACCAGAAUGCCAUAGGAUAUCCAACUGUUGUAAUGUCAUAAAUAGGUAACAUUGUAAUAUGUUGUUUAAUAUAACUUGAUGGUCAAACAUAUAUUUUUUUCUUUUUUACUGGCUGUAGUGUUUCAAGCAAAAGCUAUUAGGUGAAUACACAUUCUAUUUAUAUUUAAUUUUGAGAUAGAUUUACAUUUAAAUUUGAUUAGAUUAACUGCAUAGGGACAUGUAACUACUAUAGUAAGGUAUUGAACACAUGUUAGCCUUCUCUUCAGUUGCUACAUCUGAGGAAUGUCACAAGCUCCACAGAAGUAGAGAGUGAAGUACAUAAUAUUCAAGAAAUUAGAAAUGAAAUAUUGAAGAAAAUGAUAACUCAUAUUAAAGACAAAUAAAUGUUACCAACUCAGUUUACCUGCAGGUGACAUGCAAGGAGGGCUGUUUCCAAGAUUAGAAAAUAGAGCCUAAUGAAGUGCCUUUUCACUUUAGUUGUGUACAGUAGUUUAUGAAUUCUGCAAUGGGUGUAAUACUUUCAAUUGCCUGGGCUAUGAUGAAUGAUGAUGUUUGAUAAAUUAUGUACCAUGUUUAUCCUGAUGAGUUGUAUGAAUUCCUUUGAUAUUGGCAUGAUGAUAAGUUCACAUAAAUGGUCAUUACCAGAUUCUGAUUACAUGAGUGGUUUACUUAUUAGUUAACUGCUUGCAUUUCUGCAUCCUCCAUCAUAAAAUAUUGAACCUAGAUUGAUUCCUCAUUAUUGUUUGUAUAUAGAUUUGUGUUGCAAGGGUAUAAAAGGAAGAGAAAAAUUGUAAUUGUAUAUACUGAAAUUAGAGAUUGUAUAUAUUGCAUAUUUUCUCUUUUGUUUUCUUUUUUUCUUUCUUUUUCUCUUUUUUGCAUAUAUUGCUUAAUAUGAUAUUUUUUCCUUACAUUUCAUUUUCUCCCAUAUGUAUGGAAUACAUCAUACAAGAGAAGAAUGAGUAUGUUAACCACUUUGUUAAAAUAGCACCAAAAAUUGUGCUAUAUACCAGAAAUUGUAAUUUGCAUAUUGCAAACACAUGAGAAGCAUAUUUCUUUUCCCCUAUGAUAAUUUACAUAUUAGCUGUUUCAGGGUAAUUUAUUUUACAUAUUUUCCACUGUAUAAACACAAAAUAUUGAUUGAUUCUCCAAGUAUUUUUCAACAAUAUGACACUAAAAUCACUUCUCAAGAUGAAAAAUAUUAGCAAUGUGUAAAUGCCAAAAUAACUACUGAGAGAAGUGUAUACCUUCUUACAAUUAGUUGUUUGGGCUUAGAAAACUGGGAAUACUGCUUCUAUAUGGAAUAUGAAGAAUUGGGAAUAUCCCAGUCAGCAAGCUAAGUGAUCACACCUUGCUGACUAGUGGCUUUGAGUUGAAAAUAUCCCUAUUUUGAUGUGCAAUAGUUUGUUUAGAACAUUUUGUACACGUUUUCUCAGUUGUAUGAUUUGAUUUGUAAUGAUAAGUAGUGAAAAAGUGAUGGUUGGUGACAGAUAUAAAAAAAAAAAAUAUAUGCUCAU